Molecule: messenger RNA, 716 nt
Organism: Pomacea canaliculata
Lineage: Eukaryota; Metazoa; Mollusca; Gastropoda; Architaenioglossa; Ampullariidae
Exons: 3
Coding region: 106-420 (104 amino acids)
Source: RefSeq, a predicted model, not a curated record
UAAACGGCGGCGAUGUGUGGGGAGGACAUCAGUUGACGACCUGCUGUAGUUCUACACAAGUCGAGAGCUCCUGAAGCUCGCUGCUCACGUUUUGUCAGUCGAGAAAUGGCGAGAAUGACCACCAUGAGUGUCGUCUGCGUUCUGCUGCUUCUCGUCCAAACGGUUGUGGUCCAGGGCAACUGCUACUCAGGCCCCGCUAUAAUGGAUGAGACCACCCACGUCUACUACUGUUUGGUGAGUGGCAGGACCAGGAUUGAGGAUAAUACAUUUUACCUCACCCCCGACUGCUACAACUGCACUUGCGGGGGAGGCCAAAUACAUUGCUGCGGUGUUGGUAUUGCAGCAGGACCGGUCAAUGUACCGAUAGGUUAUAAACUAGAAAUGGAUGGUCAGUGUGACUAUAACAUCGUACCUGUGUGAAGGUACAGGUCCAUUGCCACGUUCUGCGGAGGGUCACCACCCUACUUUGUUUCUUCUUCUUUUCUACAGAUCAACUUCCUUUCUAGUGUAGAGCUGACCCUAAACAUUCCAGAAAGAAUGUCGCCACCUUCUGUAAACUAAUUACUGUUUGUAGUAUUUAGCAGACAAACCUCUACGUGCUUUCAAUGAGGAUAAACCAGAGUUUGCCUCCUUGGUGUUCUAGGCUCGUGAUUUCAUCCCGUGAUUGUAAAAUGUUUACUGAAAUAUCCAAAUAAAAUGAUGCAGUGGAAUACUUA